Messenger RNA from Macrosiphum euphorbiae (potato aphid), 222 nucleotides. The record is from the annotation of a GenBank genome assembly. Lineage: Eukaryota; Metazoa; Arthropoda; Insecta; Hemiptera; Aphididae.
AUGAGUGUAGAACUGGCAGACCAUCGAGCAGAACCUCUGUUAAAUUACUUAAAUCUAAUGAGUGUAGAACUGGCAGACCAUCGAGCAGAACCUCUGUUAAAUUACUUAAAUCUAAUGAGUGUAGAACUGGCAGACCAUCGAGCAGAACCUCUGUUAAAUUACUUAAAUCUAAUGAGUGUAGAACUGGCAGACCAUCGGGCAGAACCUCUGUUAAUUACUUAA